CUGGUGGUGCGAUCUCGCUCUUGCCUCGUUGUGCGCGGCGUCGGUGUGUGCGUGUGUCGAAGAGAGAGAGCUGGCUGGAGUCGAGUGGCGAGUGGCUGACGAAAAAUUUCGAACCGAACGGUGGAACAGUGCGGGCGCGUGUUGAGCGUGUUCAGAAGUUGAUUCCUUUUGGGUAAAAGUGCAACCAUAGUCCGCGGGCAUCAUGUUUGAUGUGUUCGGAUCCGUGAAGGGUCUGCUGAAGCUAGACCAGGUGUGCAUCGACAACAACAUCUUCCGGCUGCACUACAAGGCGACGGUGAUCAUCCUGAUCGCGUUUUCGCUGCUGGUCACCUCGCGCCAGUACAUUGGCGAUCCGAUCGACUGCAUCGUCGAUGAAAUCCCGCUGAAUGUGAUGGACACGUACUGUUGGAUUUACUCGACGUUCACCAUCCCGAACCGGCUGACAGGAGUUGCCGGAAAGGACAUCGUCCAACCGGGCGUGGCCAGCCACGUCGACGGACACGACGAGGUCAAGUACCACAAGUACUACCAGUGGGUGUGCUUCGUGCUGUUCUUCCAGGCCAUGUUGUUCUACGUGCCGCGUUACCUUUGGAAAACGUGGGAAGGCGGCCGCAUCAAGAUGCUGGUGCUUGAUCUCAAUAUGCCGAUCAUGAACGAGGACGCCAAGGAGCGCAAGAAGAUCCUGGUCGACUAUUUCGCCGACAACCUCAAGGGGCAUAACUUCUACGCGAUGCGGUUCUUCUUCUGUGAGGUGCUCAACUUCUUCAACGUGCUCGGACAGAUCUAUUUCAUGGACUUUUUCCUCGACGGCGAGUUCUCGACGUACGGCAGCGAUGUGGUGCGCUUCACCGAGAUGGAACCGGAGGAACGCGGUGACCCGAUGGCACGCGUCUUUCCCAAGGUGACCAAGUGUACCUUCCACAAGUACGGUCCGUCCGGAAGCGUGCAGAAGUUCGACGGUCUGUGCGUGCUGCCGCUGAACAUCGUCAACGAGAAGAUCUACGUGUUCCUGUGGUUCUGGUUCAUCCUGCUCACGAUCCUGACCGGCAUCUCGCUGGUGUACCGCUUCUGCAUGGUCAUGAUGCCGAAGCUGCGACUGCUGAUGUUGCGCGCCCGUUCGCGAUUGUCCACCCACAACGAUGUGGAGCUGAUAGCUUCCCGCUGCCAUAUGGGCGAUUGGUUCAUACUGUACCAGCUCGGCAAGAACAUCGAUCCGCUGAUCUACAAGGAGAUCAUUUGUGAUCUGGCGCAUAAGUUGGAGGGCAAGGAGAUUGUAUAACACACAACCGCAGCAACGAAAAACCACCACUCUCAUCUCCCUUUCGGGGAAGGUGGAGGUGUGAAGGACGAAACUCGCGAGCGGGGAGAGAAGAGAUCCUCUUGAAGUUCGCAAGGGUUUGCGCCUUCCAGCACCAGGCUAAAACGUAUUUCCAUCCUGCCCCGAACACUGCACUAUCAGCUUCAAAAUCGAGUAGAAGAAUAGAACGAAAAAUGCCGAAAGAUUCAUUGAACCUUAGAACCACCUACUCCCACUGCGCGCGCCCACCCACCCCUCUUCGUGCAUGCAAGCGAGCGCGAUCGAGUCGGGAAGCAACAUCAUCGAAAGGCUUCCCAAGCAACAUCCGCGGGACGACGGAAAAGCGAGCGCCAAGAAGCAGCAUUGCGAUUCGCGUCUUGAGAAGAUGUCGAAGAUCUUCCCACCACACCACACCCGCUGGCCCCGACCCCAACACCCGCCACCACGCGGCUAGGACACCGCACACCGCAUAUGGGCAGAAACAUACGAUUCUUCGCCCGUGCGCUUCACCGUCUUUCUCGGUCUCCUUAUGCUCUUCUCGACACCAGUGCGCACCGCAUCAGGAUAGAACUCAGCUCAGAUUAUCUAUCGCACGUCAACGAACACGAGACAUCAGUGGUUCAACUGGAUACGAUCGUAGGACGAAUAAUUGCGGUGUUUAGAUAAAGGAUUAGUUGCAGAUCCAAGCAACUCGAGUAAUGACAGCCGAAGAAAAUCGCACCCGUUUCGCUGCAUCGGAUUCCAGUAACAACGCAUUUGUAUUGUUUUAGCACGCCGUUGAAUUGUUGUUGAAAAUGCGAAAUGCUGAUUAUGCAAUUAUAUGGCAAUCGAAUAUUUGUUCUGAUAAAAAAAUGCGACACAGCUUAUGAGCAGAGAAAUAAGUGCAGAUUCAACCAUCGGUUUUCGAGAACGGUAUAUGUUUAUUUGCAUACCAUAAUACAAGAUUCUCGAAAUAAUACGAAAUAAUCGACGAAUGAGAACGGUGUUGGAGCGGUGUAAGCGGCAUAAAAUUGCUGCUGGGCUAUUUUAUCAAUCAACGAACAGAUAUAACCAGGGAUAAAUAGGAGAAACUUCGCGCAAAGCAACACAUUCCUAAAAGAAAACUCAAUGACUGCAACAAUGAUGAUAGAUUUCCCCCCCAAACGAUCUUUAUAUUUCCUUUUGAAGAAAAAAUAAUGUCCUUUUUGAUACUUUUUUCUACAACUGCUAAAGUGUGCAGCCAGAUUUUCCAAUAUAGAUCUAAUAUAGUGGAUAAGUAAGAAAAAACACGAUAAUACAAGUAGCGAAACGAGGAUGCAAGUAUAGAGCAUAGGGCUAUUCAAAAUCGACACAUAUUUAGUGGUAACUUUAGCACGCUACACGAAACGCAAUCUCUGGCACUUAUGUGCGACAUCGAAUGGAUUGGAUCGAUGUCCUUUGGUACGAACUCGUUAGAAGACGCGCGAGAACAUUUGGUCGGCAUCAUUAUUGGCGUCGUGAUAUUACCAUGCCAUAUGGAAGCAAGGACUCGCAAGAAUAUUGAGGAAGCAGCAGCAUUUAAGAGGAUCUUUUUCGGGCGCGAAGCUUUCACAAAGAAGCUCCGUCCAUCGCACGCUAUGCCAUUUGCAUAUAAGCAUUAUUGAACAAUAGUUUAACCUUAGGUGCAUGUAGUACAGUAUAGAACAAGAGAUCGAUGAAAGUUCGUCUAUCGUAUGUUUGGUGCAAAUCAAGUUGAACAAUGCAUGUGUUCUUUUUUUUUAAUGGAAGUCAGAAAUUCUCAUAUCUCAAUCAUCAAUCGACAGGUUUUGAGAUUUAGUUUAAUGUUUGUGAUGUGUGAAAUUUUAAUUCGUUUUUAUGUUGCUGUAUGUCGGUAUCGCGUAUCAUGUUUGAGCGUACUCGUACGCUUGCGUAACUUUGUUUGUAAAGUAUCGAAAUUGUAAAAUUGCAUAGACUCAAGUUUGGUAUAUAUUUGCUGAAUUCGCCAAAAGACAUCAUAAAACAAAUAAGCAUUUAUUAUUAUAUCUACCUAAAUUUGACACAUGGACCCAUCAAGGAAAAUUUACGUACGAAUACUUCCGUCGAUUCGGCCUACGACGGAAGCACAGCAGAAGUAGCAAUGAAGCUAAAAUUGUAAGAACAGCGAAGAAAUAAGAGUUUCUUGUGAUAAACAUAUAAAUUAUAGAAUGUAAUAGGGAAGCAUUUUUCCUGCCAAACCCCCAUGAUCCUUUUCUUCCUACAGCCCCUAUUCCACUUAUUCUGAUAGUAGGAUUGACAAAUGUAAGCAUUUGUACUAGGUGCGUCCAAAAUUGAUAAUGCUUAACAUACAGUAAGAUGUAAUUUCUACAUUCGGCAAAUGUGACAAAAGCAAAAGCAAACGCUAGUGAGCUCCUUAUGGUUGUACAAGCGAGACGGAACUUUCAGGCGGUUCUUCCAGGUCAUUCAAACGGUCUAUCGACGAUGUUAGGUUUUUACCAUGGAUUUAUCCGUCAACUCUGUUUUCAUCAUUCCAGCGGGCACUUCCAAAGGGUAGGGCAGAAGCACGAUAGUAGUUCGCAUAUCACGCCGUUCACGAUGGAGAAUAGCAGUAGUAUAGGCAAUCAGUCGGUCGUACGGUGACAUCGAGCUCAACAAGACGAAGAUGCCAUCAUCUCAGCACAUUGAUUUUUAGCACUUUUAACGUUCGCGCACGGUUUUACAGAAGAUUCAUAUUUUUGAUAACUACUAUUCUUAGCAGAGAGUAAAAGAGAGAGGCGCACAGAGAAAGUGUAAUAUUUUAGACGUGUAUUUUAAUGAAGUUUUAUACCAAUCGAUUCAGCACAAACAUUUUACGAAACGCAUUUUAACAAGACAAUCAGCGUAAGAUAACCAAUCGUGGUACGGUAAUGGCGAAUCAUGUCGUUAUACAAGCACAAGUGUAACAUGCGGAAAAGCAACGGGCAAAUGGUGAAACCCCCAGAUCACGUUUGUACGAACCGCUCUACUCUUCUCUAUCAGUGCCUUUGGAUUUGGAGAUAGUUUUGGCUUAAAUAAAACUCAC
Anopheles nili is the source of this 4313-nucleotide messenger RNA. Its product is annotated as innexin inx2. Gene Ontology annotation, biological process: phototransduction. Gene Ontology annotation, molecular function: gap junction channel activity. The transcript has 2 exons. The record is from RefSeq and is a predicted model, not a curated record. The coding region runs from base 203 to 1279 and encodes 358 amino acids. Lineage: Eukaryota; Metazoa; Arthropoda; Insecta; Diptera; Culicidae. Gene Ontology annotation, cellular component: plasma membrane; gap junction.